Guillardia theta CCMP2712 is the source of this 2172-nucleotide messenger RNA. RefSeq lists its product as hypothetical. Gene Ontology annotation, molecular function: anthranilate synthase activity. The transcript is spliced from 20 exons. Gene Ontology annotation, biological process: L-tryptophan biosynthetic process. The record is from RefSeq and is a predicted model, not a curated record. Lineage: Eukaryota; Cryptophyceae; Pyrenomonadales; Geminigeraceae. The coding region runs from base 1 to 2172 and encodes 723 amino acids.
AUGGAUGGAGGGGGAGAGGAUGGAGGGAGAGGGAGAGGAGUGACGGAGGUCCAGGUCGACUGCAACGCGAAGGUGGAGGAGAUGGUGGAUGCUUUGGACUCUCACAUGGGUAUGCUCAUGAUGUCCACGUUCGAGUAUCCUGGGAGAUACACCCGUUGGAAGGUGGGUUUCGUAGAUCCCCCAAUCAUGAUCACAUCGCGCAACCUGACAGCCAAGAUCACUGCUCUCAACUCCCGUGGCCUCGUCCUGCUACAGGCUAUCAAGGACUUUCUUGCAGACAAGGCGUGCAUCGGCAAGGUAGAAUUGCGAAGGGAGGGAAAGUCUGAAUGGAUUCAAGUUGAGACGAGAAAUCUCAGGUUCACAGAGGAGGAAAGGAGCAAACAGCCAUCUGUCUUCUCACUUGUUCGCGAGAUCAUUCAGUGCUUCUUUUCGGAGCAGGAUCCUGAUCUCGGCCUCUACGGAGCAUUUGGGUAUGAUUUAACCUUCCAGUUCGAGCCAUGUAGAAUGCGACUGGAGCGACCAGACAGCCAGCGAGACGUCGUGCUUUUCAUCCCUGACUUGCUGCUGCUUGUGGGAUACGAUGAAUCUUCUGCAAAACAAGUCAGCUUCGACUUCACUUAUGGGGGGAAAAGCACAAAAGGAAUGCCGCGUGAGGGUCGAGCAGAAGAUUUCGUCGGGUCGAAGCCAGCGGUCAAUCGCGACCACAAGGAAGGAGAAUAUGCGGAACUUGUGACAAAAGCAAAGGAAGAGUUCAAGUGCGGAAAUUUGUUUGAGGUUGUCUGCUCGCAAACGUUCUACGAGCCCUGUCCUGAAAGACCUUCUGAGCUGCAUCGGAGGAUACGCGAGAGAAAUCCCUCGCCCUAUUCCUUCUUCAUCAACCUGGGCGCCAAGGAGUACCUGGUGGGAGCGUCUCCCGAGAUGUACGUGCGGAGCAAGGGAUCGCGCAUCGAGACUUGCCCCAUCUCUGGGACGAUCAGAAGGGGAAAGACAGCGAUCGAGGACGCGAACAACAUCAAAGAACUUCUUAACAGCAUCAAGGAGGAGAGUGAGCUCACCAUGUGUACGGAUGUUGAUCGUAACGACAAAUCGAGAAUUUGCAAACCAGGAUCUGUUCAGGUCAUCGGUAGAAGGCAAAUCGAAAUGUAUUCCAAGCUGAUACAUACAGUCGACCAUGUUGAGGGGGUUCUUCGUGAGGGCUAUGACGCGCUGGACGCGUUUCUCGCGCACACGUGGGCAGUGACGGUGACGGGGGCGCCUAAGGCCUGGGCGAUGCAGUUCCUUGAGGACCACGAGAAGACCUGCCGCGCCUGGUACGGAGGAGCGAUCGGACACGUUGGGUUCGACGGGAACAUCAACACAGGCCUCACCCUCAGAACCAUCCGCAUCAUCGAUGGUGUCGCACAGGUUCGUGCGGGAGCGACUCUCCUCUUCGACUCAGACCCACCGGCAGAGGAGGCAGAGACUGUCCUCAAGGCCUCCGCCUUCAUCGACGCCAUCCGUCGUCCCCGAGGAGAAGACUCGGCGCCGCACAAGAGCGAAGCGAAGAUGACGGGGGGGACGGGAAAGAGAAUCAUCCUCAUCGACCACCAGGACUCGUUCGUCCACACCCUUGCCAACUACCUGCGGCAGACGGGGGCUGAAGUUGUCACCAUCCGCUCGCAUCCGGGCAAGGUCGGUCUCGACGACAAGGAGAUCGACCGACUCGCCAAGUCUCGCAAGUUCGAUCUUGCCGUCCUGUCCCCGGGCCCUGGCAACCCCACGGACUUCCAGGUCCCCAAGACCAUCAAGGCCCUCGUGGACCGCAAGAUCCCGAUCUUCGGAGUCUGUCUUGGCCUUCAGGGCAUCAUCGAGCACUUCGGAGGUCAGCUGGGGGUCCUGCCAACACCAGUACACGGCAAGCCGUCGGAGGUGACGAUUAAGGGCGACAUGGAGGAAGGGAUUUUCUCGGAGCUUCCUCCCGAGCUGACCUGUGGGCGUUACCACUCGCUGCACUGCGUCAAACUCCCCGAGGAUCUCGUUGUGACAGCAGAGACAAGCGACGGAUGCAUCAUGGCAGUUCGGCACAAGACGCUCCCCAUCGCUGCUGUGCAGUUCCAUCCAGAGAGCAUCUUGACAUCUCCCGGAGCAGGAGUGCGCAUGCUUACCAACGCGCUGAUCCAUCUCAAGUACUGA